UGAGUUAUACUUACAUAAUAAUUUAUGUUCCAUUUUUUGUAAUUUUAAGGUGACACGGGAACUUGUUUGAUAAAUUCAAAAAAAAGUUCACUCUCCUAUAACAGAAAGUUUGUCCUACCUGAUUAAAAGUCUUAAAAGAAAAAAAAAAGAAAAUUAAACAAAAUUCGCGCGACAACCCAAUUUUGUCCACGAGAUAUUAUUAUUCGCACAAUUUAUUUUCAGAUUCUUUUAUUUAUUUUUGAGUAUUUUCAAGAUGAGUCAACGUCAGGAUCCAAGUGAUUUUCUAAAGCAAAUUAUUGGACGUCCAGUCGUAGUAAAGUUGAAUUCUGGAGUUGAUUACAGAGGUGUUCUAGGUAGUUUAGAUGGUUAUAUGAACAUUGUUCUUGAGCAAACUGAAGAGUAUGUAAAUGGACAGUUAAAAAACAAAUACGGUGAUGCGUUUCUUCGUGGAAAUAACGUUCUUUAUAUCAGCACGCGUAAACAGAAAGUCUAAAUGUUGAUUCCUCACACUUCAAAUGGUUCUAUAUGAAGAUUACUAAAAAAUAACUUUUAAAGAAACCAACUACUUCGUUUUCGUUUUUCUUAGUAAAUAUAUAACUUUAAUUUA
Hydra vulgaris (swiftwater hydra) is the source of this 607-nucleotide messenger RNA. RefSeq names its product U6 snRNA-associated Sm-like protein LSm6. The record is from RefSeq and is a predicted model, not a curated record. NCBI's taxonomy places the organism in Eukaryota, Metazoa, Cnidaria, Hydrozoa, Anthoathecata, Hydridae. Gene Ontology annotation, biological process: mRNA splicing, via spliceosome; maturation of SSU-rRNA. Gene Ontology annotation, cellular component: U4/U6 x U5 tri-snRNP complex; sno(s)RNA-containing ribonucleoprotein complex; nucleolus. Gene Ontology annotation, molecular function: RNA binding.